Molecule: messenger RNA, 681 nt
Organism: Hydatigera taeniaeformis
Lineage: Eukaryota; Metazoa; Platyhelminthes; Cestoda; Cyclophyllidea; Taeniidae
Source: the annotation of a GenBank genome assembly
AUGCUGAGGAUAACCUCCGAAGACUGUCUUAGUGAGAAUGAUAGAGAAAUGGGAACCCUCCACACCUUCAAAGGCGUUGUGGAAUAUUGGCAUUAUGGGAGCCAGAAGGUCGACGACAGAGGCUGGGGAUGUGGCUACCGCACGUUGCAAACGAUUAUCUCAUGGUUCAAAUUGAAUCUCUCUCUCCAGUCCACAUUCCCUGACAUAGAUGAUAUCCAGUUAACCCUAAUUGAUGCAGGCGACAAGCCCCGUUCCUUCUACAAAUCCCACGAAUGGAUAGGUUCCGUCGAAGCGGGAAUCGUUUUACAGAAUCUGACAAAUACCGAUUACAAAAUUGUUCAAGUACCAAACGGCAAAUUCGAUAAGGAAUGCACGAUGAAAAUACGCGACCACUUCCAAAAUAUCGGAGCCCCAAUAAUGAUGGGUGAGCCACUCUCCGAAUGUGACAAUUCUAUAGGUGGUAUGAAGGAUUGCUCCUCCAAAUGCAUUCUUGCUAUUAGAGAAAAAGAGAACUGCGAGUCUCCAUCGCUACUGAUUCUAGACCCACAUUACUACGCCACUGAGGAAGAACCUGACUUGCCGUACUUGUGGAAGGAAGGAUGGCUGAAGUGGUGGAAUACAGAAGAAUUAAGUGAAACGGAUUUUUACAAUAUGUGCAUGCCGAUGGCAGCAUACAAGUAG